AUGGCUGACCUAAAUACCUCUACUUUUGACAACAAUGACCCGAAUGACGAGAAUAACUCACAGAAAGAACUAUUUUUGUUAAUGCCUUUAGUGUUGCCAAACUUUAAUUUAGAAACAAGUUUAUUAGAAGGGUUAGAAGAGGACCAAACGGCAGAUACGGCAGAAAACCCACCAGUCAACACAACAGCAGACGACGCCGACAGAUUGCAAUUGUCAACGGAGAAUUGCACAGCUGAUCAGUCUACUAGUAUGAAUUCAAAUCCCAUGGAAGUAGACUUGGUUGCAGCUUAUGUUUCUCUGGACCCCUUGAUUGACCCUGAGAGUGAUGUUGACUUGAUAGAAGCUGUCAACAUACUAGAAUCACAGAAAGAAAACAAUGCUGUUCUUCAAAGCCGCUUUGCGGAACUAGAUGAUGAGGAAAUGGAGUUGAUUUUAGAUGAUGCCAACAGCAAAGGAACCAAAAAAAUGACCAAAUAUGGAGUCAAAAUAUUCAAACAAUGGCUUGCUGACAGAAACAAAGAUGUCAACUUUGAAAACUUCAGCACAGAAAUGCUCAACACUUCUUUACGUGAAUUUUACACUCAAGUCAGGACAACUGAUGGGAACUUCUACUCAAAAAGUACUUUUGUUGGAAUCCGUGCUUCCAUAAGCCGCCAUUUAAGAAGCCCUCCCUAUAACCGUCCAGAAUCUCUUAUGGAAGAUAAAUCGCUUUAUACCUCAAACCAAAUGUUUACUGCAAUGUUAAAGAAGUUACAGCGGGAGGGACUUGACAGAACAAAACACCACUCUUCAAUCGCAGAAGGCGAUCUCGAAAAAUUAAGAAAUUCACAUGUGUUGUCUCUUGAAAACCCAAGAAGUCUACAACGCAAAGUUAGGUUUGACAUUAUGCUAAGCUUUGGGAGGCGUGGUCGAGAAAACCAACGUAAAUUUGCCGACAACACUUUUGCAAUUCAAAGAGAUAGUCGCGGUGUAGAAUAUGUUGAAUUUCAAAUGUCAGAAACAACUAAAAAUCAUAAAGGGGAUCAAACAGACGAUGACUCCGCGUCGCCAGCUACACAACCCAGACUGUUCAAUGAUCCAACACCCAAGGCAGGUAGAAAUGUCUUGGCUACCAUAGGAAGUGCCCUCAUUGCCAGCCAUGCCGACAUGGUGAUAGUUACACGUUUUAUCCGUAUCCGUAUAAAAAUGGUACGAUGUAUUAUGAUUGCCAAUGAAACAACUUCAUCAGAGACAAAUAAUGUAGAGAUUACGAUGUCCUCAUGUUUAAAUAGUUUAGCUGCAGUGACGUGGGAAGAUAUUUUUAAACCAUUCUGGGGAAAUAUUUCAGAAGAUAAGAAAAUUUGGGUGACAAGAAUAUUAGUUGUGUUUUACGGAGGUUGUGGUAUAGGUAUGGCCUUCAUGGCAAUGAACCUUGGAGGAACAGUGUUACAGGCUUCACUGAGUUUUACCGGAGCUGCAUCUGGUCCUUUGUUAGGAAUAUUUGUUCUUGGAGCUUUCUUUCCAUGGGCCAACUGGAUCGGGGCAGUUAUUGGGAGUAUUUUAGGUUUUAUACUACCGAUGUGGAUUAGAAUAGGUGCAUACAGCGUUGGAGGAAAAAUAAAUCUCCCUACCAACAUGUCACUGUGUUACAUUUACAACCAAAUAGACAACAGCACGAGCUCAUACGUCACGUCCACAGAAAUGCCUACUACUGUCAUGCCAGAUGAAUCGUCAGGAGGCAUAUCAGAUCUAUACAAAGUCAGAUCAUAUUUAUGGUACCCAUCAAUAGGAGCUGCCACUGUUGUUGUAGUGGGAAUGAUAGUUAGCGCUAUAACAGCUGCUUACAAGAAAGGUAUUGAACCAAGAGUUCCAUGUAGUGAAGAUGAAACUUCCCUUCGAACAUUUAACGGUCGUCAUCACGAGUUGGUUGACCGUUAUGGAAUAUCCGUUUCAGAGUUGUACAUUCCUUGUACAGAUCUGUAUUCUUUAGAGAGUCCUAUUGCUUGA
Mytilus trossulus (common blue mussel) is the source of this 1986-nucleotide messenger RNA. RefSeq lists its product as uncharacterized. Gene Ontology annotation, biological process: transmembrane transport. NCBI's taxonomy places the organism in Eukaryota, Metazoa, Mollusca, Bivalvia, Mytilida, Mytilidae. Bases 1 to 1986 code for a protein of 661 amino acids. Gene Ontology annotation, cellular component: membrane. The record is from RefSeq and is a predicted model, not a curated record. The transcript has 12 exons. Gene Ontology annotation, molecular function: transmembrane transporter activity.